This is a messenger RNA of Penicillium digitatum Pd1, 429 nucleotides long. NCBI's taxonomy places the organism in Eukaryota, Fungi, Ascomycota, Eurotiomycetes, Eurotiales, Aspergillaceae. The record is from RefSeq and is a predicted model, not a curated record.
AUGUAUACAAAGGUUGGGGUGGAGAAGCCCCAACGAAGAAAGGAGCCCAGCCAUGUGAUGCGAACUAGAUCGAGAACGUCGGAGGAUGACGAUCUACCUAUCAUACCAGAGGAGCUCGCUGAAACUGCCUCAGCAGUAAGCCAGUCGGCUCGCUCUUUGAGGUCACAGAACCAAGAGACUAUGCAGUUCAUGACAGAUCCGGAGAAACAGCUCCAGACGUCAUAUAAGAAGAGGAGGAUGACAGCACCAGCUGAUGAUAUGGCGGAGGACUACGUUAUGGAUGAACAACCCCGAACGACUCGGCGAUACCAACUGGUACGACACAAAGUUGCUGAAAUCGACGAAGAUGCGGAAGAGGAGUUCCAUGAUGCGUCGGAGCACAGUGAUGAUCCAGGAACAGACACCAACAACACCACCACAUCUCAAUGA